UUUCUAUGAACCCUUUGCUUCUGUCUGGAAAAACUGAGUUACAUUUUGUUUUAAAUGUGCUCUUUAUUCGAAGUUUGUGAUGAACUUUUUGCAUGAAACCUUUUUCAUCCUCUGCGCUGCAGCUGCGCGCGUAAAAAGGAUCCAAAAGUUUUUUUUGCUUCUUUUUUUUUUAUUCGCGCGCAGCUUCUCCCUCGUGCUCGCCUCGGUGACAGGCCGUGUUUUGUUUCGUUUUGUUUUGUUUUUUGUCAUCGCGGACCCUCUGCGGGUCCUGCGCGCGAGGAACAGAUGAAUGAAAGCUCCCUGCCAGAGCGCACGUGCGCUACAGAUAACGUCACGAGCUCUGGGCUUAGCAGCGAGCCCGCGCCGCAGAGGUGCGCGCGCUUCUCCACAAACUUGUCCGGAGGAAGACGCGGAGCGCGCGGCGCGCCAUGAACACGUCCGUGGGCCCGCCGCGGCUCGGCGGCGGUUCGGGCUCCGUGGAUCACGAGCUGAUCAUCACGUCCACGUUCGGGACGCUCCUGUCCUUCGUGUACAUCGUGGGGGUGUCGGGGAACGUGUACACGCUCGUGGUGAUGUGCCACUCCAUCCGCUUCGCCACGUCCAUGUACAUCUCCAUCAUCAACCUGGCGCUCGCGGACCUCCUCUACCUCUCCACCAUCCCCUUCGUGGUGUCCACCUACUUCCUGAAGGACUGGUACUUUGGGGACGUGGGCUGCCGCAUCCUGCUGAGCCUGGACCUCCUGACUAUGCACGCCAGCAUCUUCACGCUCACCGUCAUGUGCACGGAGCGCUACCUGGCCGUGACGCAGCCGCUGGACACCGUGCGGCGCUCCAAGAGUUACCGCAAGGCUCUGGCGUGGGGGGUGUGGCUGCUGUCCCUGGUGCUCACGGUCCCCAUGAUGGUCAUGGUCGCGCAGACCACCAAGAGCACUCCGGACGGGGGCGUGAAGAGGAUGUGCGCGCCCACCUGGGCGCCUUUGGCGUACAAAGUCUACGUGACCGUCCUGUUCGGAACCAGCAUCAUGGCUCCGGGCUUCGUCAUCGGAUACCUGUACGUCAGGUUGGCGCGCACGUACCUGGAGUCUCAGCGGAACUCCGUGAUCAGCGGAGGCGGGAAACGCUCCCCGAAGCAGAAGGUUCUGAUCAUGAUCUUCACCAUCGUGCUGGUGUUCUGGGCCUGUUUCCUGCCCUUCUGGAUCUGGCAGCUGCUGCCCCUGUACCACACCAAGCCGCUGCGCCUGGCCUCGCAGACGCACACCUGCAUCAACUACCUGGUGGCGAGCCUGACGUACAGCAACAGCUGCAUCAACCCCUUCCUGUACACGCUGCUCACCAAGAACUACCGGGAGUACCUGAAGAACCGACACCGGAGCUUCUACAAGUACACGUCCUCGUUUAAGAAGCGGCCGCCCAGCCUGCACUCCUGGGGGAAGUCCGCCUCAUCCACCAGCAACCAGUUCGACUUCAACUCCGAGACGCUGGCCAUGGGCACGUUCAGGUGACGGGCACGCGGGGGACCCGGGAAGGACUCAGGACUUGUCCAAGCAGACGGACGGCACCAUUCUCCGUCCCCCAUGGACGCAUCAGGGCAGGGCGGGGUCGGGGAUGGCGUGUUCCGGGUCGCAGGUGAAGGACACGGUGAUGG
Molecule: messenger RNA, 1645 nt
Organism: Oryzias latipes (Japanese medaka)
Lineage: Eukaryota; Metazoa; Chordata; Actinopteri; Beloniformes; Adrianichthyidae
Product: urotensin-2 receptor
Biological process (GO): blood vessel diameter maintenance; neuropeptide signaling pathway; regulation of blood pressure
Cellular component (GO): plasma membrane
Molecular function (GO): urotensin II receptor activity
Source: RefSeq, a predicted model, not a curated record